Messenger RNA from Carlito syrichta (Philippine tarsier), 927 nucleotides. It is a transcript of the gene CCDC137, whose product is annotated as coiled-coil domain containing 137. The transcript is spliced from 6 exons. The record is from RefSeq and is a predicted model, not a curated record. NCBI's taxonomy places the organism in Eukaryota, Metazoa, Chordata, Mammalia, Primates, Tarsiidae. The coding region runs from base 1 to 927 and encodes 308 amino acids.
AUGGAGGGAGGUGGGCGCAGAUCGGUGACACCCGCGGGGGUUGCUGCUGACCCUGGGAGCUUCCGACGACCGCAGGCGCGAUGGCGGCGGCGACAGCAGCAGCAGCAACAGAAGAAGAAGCUGCUGCCCCGGGGGAAGCAGCCCUCAGCCCCGCAGCCGGGGCAGCGCAGCUUCCCUGAUUCUGCUUUAUGCUUUACAUGGGACGGGUGUCACUCCUAUGUUUUCCUAAUCAGCAAAGAAAAGAAGAAAGUAAAUUGCAAGCCCAAGAACCAGGACGAACAGGAAAUCCCUUUCCGACUCCGAGAGAUUAUGAAGAGCCGCCAGGAGAUGAAAAACCUGACCAGUAACAAGAAGAGGAAGAAAGAGGCCCAGGUGGCCUUUCAGAAGACAUUGGAGAAGGAAGCAAAGGGAAUGGAGCCCGACAUCGCCGUCCCCAAGUUCAAGCAGUGGAAGGGCGAGGCCACUGGUGCCUAUAUCCAGCGCAUGGAGCAGGAGGCCCAGCAUGUGUUGUUCCUCAGCAAGAACCAGGCCACCCGGCAGCCCGAAGCACAGGCAGCUCCCAAGAAGAAGUCUGAGGGGAAGAAAGCGUUCCAGAAGCGGCGAAUGGAUAAAAUCCGGCGGAAAAAGGAGGAAAAGGCAGCAGAAAGGCUAGAGCAGGAGCUGCUCCAAGACACAGUGAAGUUUGGUGAGGUUGUCUUACAGCCCCCAGAGCUGACCGCCAAGCCUAGGAGGAGCAUAAGCAGGGACCAGCCUGGCAAGAAAUCACUAAUGCUGAGGGAGCUUUUGAGCCCUUGUGAUGUGUCCCAGCCUCUGACCACAUCACUGGCCCGUCAGCGGAUUGUGGAAGAAGAGAGAGAGCGGGCUAUAAAGGCCUACCGAGCACUCAAGAAACUGAAGCAGCAGCGGCAGGGGGUGCUGCUGACAUAG